AUGAGGGAAGACGAAGAUGACGAGAAGGAGAAUUUGCUUGAACGGAGCAAGAUAUUGAUGAAGCCAUCAUCAAACAGAAACCAGCAGAUCUUACGCUUGCUUUUAGCUACUGGCAUCAUUUUAAAUACCAUAUUCGGUAUUGUUGGUCUUUUGACGUUUGCUUCGUUUAUUCAAUCGGACAAGUCAUCCUAUGAAAAUGGAUUUGACACGGAUUUAGAGCCUGCUAAAGACAGCAUUGACCUGGUAGUCAAGACUUUCUCAGGUGGCGUCGACCUUGAUGAUGCCGGCAACUUCGUCAUGGACGACGGGGGGCACGAGUUUAUCGGUCCCCCAGGACCGGCAGUUGACGAAGCAUGGGAGACUCUUCUGGGAGGUUUGAAUCUUGAUUUCAGCGAAAAUGAAGUCGUUCUGAAGGACUCAACCUUCCAGUGGCCGGAAUCUGGCAACUACUUCACCGGGUUAGAUGUAUACCAUUCACUCCAUUGCCUAAACCGCCUUCGACAGGCAAUCUACCCUGAUUAUUACACACACGUUUUCAAUCAUCCAUCCGAUCCAUCGCGCGGAAAUCACAUAGAUCAUUGCAUUAAUCAUAUUCGUCAAGCAAUCCAGUGCCAUGCAGACUUGACACCUAUGGAAUGGAAACUUGACGGGUCUAGGAUUAUCUUGAAAACGGAUACUCCGCAUACUUGCAGAAACUUUGAUCAGAUAAACGAUUGGGCGUUGGCUAAACGUACGAAGUUUGAGGACAUUUGGAGUUGGCGUAAUGGUAGCCUUCAGAUUGUGGAUUAG
Messenger RNA from Talaromyces marneffei, 789 nucleotides. RefSeq lists its product as uncharacterized. The record is from RefSeq and is a predicted model, not a curated record. The transcript has 5 exons. Gene Ontology annotation, biological process: mycotoxin biosynthetic process. The coding region runs from base 1 to 789 and encodes 262 amino acids. NCBI's taxonomy places the organism in Eukaryota, Fungi, Ascomycota, Eurotiomycetes, Eurotiales, Trichocomaceae.